This is a messenger RNA of Gopherus evgoodei (Goodes thornscrub tortoise), 3784 nucleotides long. RefSeq names its product UTP25 small subunit processor component (gene UTP25). The coding region runs from base 55 to 2373 and encodes 772 amino acids. The transcript is spliced from 12 exons. Gene Ontology annotation, biological process: maturation of SSU-rRNA from tricistronic rRNA transcript (SSU-rRNA, 5.8S rRNA, LSU-rRNA). The record is from RefSeq and is a predicted model, not a curated record. NCBI's taxonomy places the organism in Eukaryota, Metazoa, Chordata, Testudines, Testudinidae. Gene Ontology annotation, molecular function: rRNA binding; U3 snoRNA binding. Gene Ontology annotation, cellular component: nucleolus; small-subunit processome.
ACCGUAAAGCGCCAGGGAGCGGACCCACGUGGGUGCGGGAAGAACAACAUCGCCAUGGGGAGAAGGAAGCGCCCCAUGCACCAGCUGGUCGGCAGCUUGAGCAAGAAGCAGAAAAAGCAUCUCAAGGAGUUUGGGGAGCAGCAUCCGUUCUACGACAAGGUUUCUGGAAGAGAAGAAACAACUGAAAUUUGUGAGCUGUCUGAGAAUUCCGAUCACUCAAGUGCAGAAAGCGAUGGAGAGAGUGAAGCAGAACAGGUCUCCGUGUAUCACAAGCUACUGGCCACAUUCAAGACUGUUCCAGAUGCCGACAGUGAAGAAGAUGACGAAAAUGAAUCUGAAGAAGGUGAUGAAAGUGAUGAGGAAGAAACAGGCAGUGAAGAGUCUCAGGAGGGUGGAGAUGGAGAUCAUACAGUCGGUGAAGAAGAUGAGAAUGAUGUGCAGGACCAGGAAGAAGCUAAAGACACAGCAAAGCAGAUGCUUGGCCAGGAGCAACCCGAUGGAGCAGAUACCUCUAGUGACCCAAAACAUGGAGCAAGUGAAGAGUUCACCGAUGUGAAACAUGAAUCUGAAUUUAGCCUGGAAACCAAUUUCGUGGACGAGGAGAAUGGUGAUUACAAUGCAGAUGAGAGGGAGAGUAGCUCUUCUGUCAUGGUUUCAGAAGAUCCAUUUAAGCAACAUAUGAACAAAGAACUGGAAGAAAAAGAAAUAGAAAACAUUUCAGCACGUUCUAAAAGUACAAUUCAUAUGAAGUGGCCAACAUUGGGCCAGUUAGUUUUUUCUUCUUCGUUACAGCAGCCGAGAACUUUUAAGCCAGAUAAAGAAGCUGAUUUGAAACAGCUUCAUCUUCACAAGACUUUAGAAUCCACCUGGCCAAAAGUGAACAGCCAGUUCUUAUCCACACUGACUAAACAGAACAAAGACCCGUUUACCCUGUUACAAAAGGAACUCUUUUGUAUUAUGAAUCGAUACACGGACUUGUUCUACCCGGAAAGAACUGCUUUAGGGAAUGGGGAAGAAGUUCGUCAUGCUUACUGUCUGCAUGCACUGAAUCACGUCCUGAAGGCGAAUGCCCAGGUUCUCAGCAAUAAUGCCAAACGAAGAGAUCAGAAGGCAAUAGUUGAUAAUGAUGAUUUCAGGGACCAAGGACUCACUAGACCUAAGGUGCUGAUAGUAGUGCCCUUCCGUGAAUCUGCCUUACGGGUGGUGCAGAUUUUCAUCAGCCUCCUUGAGUCAGGGAGGAAAAAACAAAUAGAUGUAAGUAACAAAAAGCGCUUCAAAGGGGAGUAUGGUUUUGAUCCAGAUGAGAGACCUCCCAACCUGAAAAGACCUGAAGAUUAUGAAGCUGUGUUUGCAGGCAACAUCGAUGACCAUUUCAGGAUAGGGGUUGCUAUUCUUCAAAGGAGUAUGCGAUUAUAUGCACCAUUUUACUCUUCUGAUAUCAUCAUUGCCUCUCCCCUUGGUUUGAGGACCAUUAUUGGGGCACAGGGGGAGAAGAAGAGAGAUUUUGAUUUCCUCUCAUCGAUAGAAAUUCUUAUAAUUGACGAAGCAGAUGUUUACCUGAUGCAGAAUUGGGAGCAUACUCUGCACCUGAUGAACCAUCUCAACCUCCUUCCUUCGGAGUCCCAUGGUGUAGAUUUUUCACGAGUGCGCAUGCAGAAUUUGAAUAACUUGUCAAAGUAUUAUCGUCAAACACUACUGUUUAGUGCUCUUCAAGAUCCCCAGAUUAACUCUAUCUUCAAUAAGAACUGCUUCAAUUACAGAGGGCAGGUAGCCGUAAGGAACGUACCCUUGAUUGGCUCCAUUAGCCGUGUUGUGGUACAACUUCCUCACGUCUUUCGAAGGCUGGAAGCUGAAAGUUCUAUUUCUGUAAUAGAUGCAAGGUUUCAGUUCUUCAUUGACAAAGUUUUGCCUGAGUAUCGUGAUGCAAUCAUGUCACAUACACUCAUUUACAUUCCAUCGUAUUUCGACUAUGUGCGUCUUCGAAAUUACUUCAAGAAGGAAGAGCUGAAUUUUACACACAUCUGUGAAUACACCAAAAUACCUGAUAUCGUUAGAGCAAGACAUUUCUUCCUCAAAGGAGAGAAGCAGUUCUUAGUUUUCACUGAACGCUUCCACUUUUACAAAAGAUACCUAAUAAAGGGCAUCAGAAACCUCAUUUUCUAUGAGUUACCGACCUACCCCCAUUUCUACAGCGAGGUUUGUAAUAUGCUGAUGGCCAGAGCCAGUGGAGAGGAAGCUACUUGGACUUGUACCAUUCUCUAUUCAAAGUAUGAUGCUCAGAAGUUGGCUGCUGUGGUCGGUGUAGAUCGUGCUGCUCAAAUGCUGCAGUCUGAAAAAAACGUGCACCUUUUUGUUACUGGAGAAAAUGAAUGAACAAAGUCAUGGACCGAGACUCUCCUGUUGUAUGGACUUGGAUCUUUUUGUCUAACAUGCAUGUUGAUGCUGUUUUUUAAAUAAGUGUUUGGGGGAGGAAAAGAUGUAUCAAAAAUAUUUUCUUGGAAUUUGUUUUAAAGGGUUAAUUUGUAUAUUUGAAUACUUCCACUUAAGCCAAUGAGGGAAGUAAAAGAUGCCAUUUAAGCAAAGCACAUGUGCUGCUUCUUUUGUGUAAGUGAACAAGCUUAAAAAAAAAUUAGACUUUCCUGGUUACCUUACACCCCCUCCCCCAUGCACUAUCUGCAUCCUGGAAAAUAUUUAGUAAAUAGUUGUGGGGUGAAAAAUGCUUUGUCAUUAGACAAUGACACUCCCUCUCCCCCGUUCUCUGUCAUCAGAAGUUCCCUAUGUUUCUUCAUCAAAUGCAACUUUCUGCUGGCUCAUUCGGGGGAGAUUCUUCCAGAUGUUGAGAGUGUGUUCAUGCAAGACAUUCUGCACUACUUAUACCCAUGUUGCCCUUCAGGUGAGGGGAGGACAUAGGCAGAGCCAUUAAACCGGGGGGCCUGUGUAACUCCAGCAUGUCAUUGAGCAAGUAGCUGAAAACACCGUGACUUGGCCUUUUGAGAACAAUUUGGGGUAGGAGUUAAUGGAUCUGCACUCAUACCAAUUAAAUGGCCCAAAGUUCAGCACAUUCCAUCCUUACAAUGCUAAUUUCAGCCUGUUUUAAGUUUUAUUAAGCUAUACUUUCAAAGUGAAAUGCACACCGUUGUGCUUUUCUGCACACUUACCUUAUGUGUGCAGCUCUCCAGUGUGCACGCCUAGUUACAGGAUCAACAAAGCAGAGGCAUAGACUGCUGAAAACAAAUCCAAACUCUUCAUAGACAGUUUGCAAAAUUACUUUGGGUAUGUCUACACUGCAAAGAAAUACCUGCAGGGCUGUUUCAUUGCUGGGUGGACUUUGGUCUUAGGCUGAAACUUGAGCUCUGUGACCCUUCCAGCCUGAGCCUGGAAGUCUACCCAGAAAUGAAACGGCCCUGCAGCGUAAGCCCAUGAAGCAGAGUCAGCUGACACGGGCCAGCUACUGGUUUUUCAUUGCUCUGUAGACAUGUCCUUUAUGAGUUUCUGAAUACCUUGAAGUCCAUGCUCUUACUCCAAAGCCCUCUUUGUCCAUGGAGAGCUAAGUAGUCAUACAGUGCAGCCUCUCCUUGUUUACAGGAAUUGUCAUUAAAAUAAGCCAAAAACAUAUCAAAUACUUUCCUAAUGUUACUUUUCCAUAUAAGCAAUUGUAGUUGCCAGAGGGAUAUUAUCUGAUUGUGGAUGGAAGGGCUGGUGGUCUGUGAGAUCCAAAGUGGGAAGGGAAAUGCCCUCAAGCCAUCUGAGGUGUGGUACAUGCUGUAAUAAAGUUUAAGGAAUU